UGGGGGGUGGGGAUUGCGCAUUAUGUGUGCGUGUUUGUGACGUUGUAUCAGAGGUUGCCGACGAGCCAGACGCUGCCGAAGGAGCUGCAUCCGGUGUAUUGCAUGUUCAUUGCCACGCCGUCGGCUGCGAGUCUUGCUUGGAACGCCAUUUAUGGGGAGUUUGAUGCGGUGGCGAGGACGUUCUUCUUCAUCGCCCUGUUUCUGUAUCUGUCCCUUGUCGUGCGGAUCAAUUUCUUCUGGGGAUUCAAGUUCUCGGUGGCGUGGUGGUCGUACACGUUCCCCAUGACGACGGCGUCAUUGGCGGCCAUAAAGUACGCGGAGGAGGUUCCGACUGUAGGGAGCAAGGUGCUGGCGCUGGGCCUCGCGAUCACAUCAUCCGCAAUCGUCUUAUCUCUGUUCAUCUCUACGCUCCUGCACGGCUUGGUAUGGCGUUCGCUCUUCCCGAACGAUCUCGCCAUAGCCAUCAGCAGGAGCAGGAAGAGAUCCUCUGCCGGGAAGACGACGAGCCACAUAGAACAAGGGCCGGCGGAGGGCAGCAGUGGGUAUGACAGCCUUCGCCCGGCGGG
This is a messenger RNA of Phalaenopsis equestris, 566 nucleotides long. Its product is annotated as guard cell S-type anion channel SLAC1-like. Gene Ontology annotation, molecular function: voltage-gated monoatomic anion channel activity. The record is from RefSeq and is a predicted model, not a curated record. NCBI's taxonomy places the organism in Eukaryota, Viridiplantae, Streptophyta, Magnoliopsida, Asparagales, Orchidaceae. Gene Ontology annotation, biological process: stomatal closure; intracellular monoatomic ion homeostasis; transmembrane transport. Gene Ontology annotation, cellular component: membrane.